This is a messenger RNA of Mugil cephalus (flathead mullet), 5571 nucleotides long. RefSeq names its product calcium-binding mitochondrial carrier protein SCaMC-3-like. The record is from RefSeq and is a predicted model, not a curated record. Gene Ontology annotation, molecular function: ATP transmembrane transporter activity; calcium ion binding. Bases 513 to 1976 code for a protein of 487 amino acids. Gene Ontology annotation, biological process: transmembrane transport. The transcript has 10 exons. Lineage: Eukaryota; Metazoa; Chordata; Actinopteri; Mugiliformes; Mugilidae.
UGUGAACUGCCGGAGAUGCCGUGCGUAAUGUGUGAUGCUGCAGAACCUCUCGCCGGGUACGCGCGAAUGUACGGAUUUAAACGUAUUUCACGCGCUUCCCCCUGGUCUUAAUAGUGAGACACUGCGGUAAAAAAAAAAAAAAAAAAAAAAGGCUGCUCAUAUACGAGCUCCUCCUCUCACGGAAACUUUAAUUCAACUGAAUGAGUUUAUGAAUAUGCGCGUGUGGCAGGGAAGGCCUGUGUAACAGUCACGGGGAUUAUUUCUUGCGAGAGCUCGUCUAAGCCGCAUCCAUCCAUCCAUCCGGGAGGGACGUUCCUCUCUACAGGACACAGAACAGCCACGCUCUUCUACCCUCCUCUAUCACCUUUCUCUCUUUAUGGUGUGAUGUAGCGGUUUGAUUCCUCUGGAAACAAGGACUAAAAAAAAAGCACUCGUCUCGGUUCUCACACUGUUAUGCUCGGCUGUGACAUCAACCGACGACCAGCACAGAAACCCGGCUUUCCCUCUCUCUCAUGGGCGAAGACGAGGAGCGGUUCCGCGCCCCUUUACGCCGCGAAGGAAACGAGGAGAACGGUGACAGCGGAGCUUCUCGGGACCCGGACAGGGAGAGGAGGUACGCGGAGCUGUUCGAGCAGCUGGACUUGAAUAAAGAUGGCAGGGUGGACAUCGACGAGCUGAGGACCGGACUAGCGGCGCGCGGCUUGCACCGAGGAGAGGCCGAGGAGAUUGUCCUCGAGAGUGACAUCAACCAUGAUGGCUUGCUGGAUUUCCAGGAGUUCUCCCAGUACCUGCGGGCUCAUGAGAAAAGACUGCGGCUCAUGUUCCACAACUUGGACCGCAACAAUGACGGGCGAAUUGAUGUUGGGGAGAUCCAGCACUCAUUACGCAAGCUUGGAGUGGAGGUCACAGUGGAGCAGGCCUCCAGAAUACUGCAGAGUAUGGACAGGGAUGGCACUAUGACCAUUGAUUGGAAUGAAUGGCGUGAUCACUUCCUGUUCAACCCGUUCCAUAACAUGGAGGAGAUUGUCCACCACUGGAAACACUCUCAUAUGUUUGACAUUGGGGAACAUCUGACGGUGCCAGAUGAGUUCUCAGAGCGGGAGCGGCGGGCAGGUCUUGUGUGGAGGCAGCUGGUUGCUGGAGCCAUGGCGGGGGCUGUAUCGCGGACAGGAACCGCUCCUCUGGACCGCCUCAAAGUCUUCCUGCAGGUACACGGCUCAACGUCUCGGGGGAUUAAUCUGUGGUCCGGCCUGAGGGGUAUGGUCCAGGAGGGAGGCGUCUUUUCACUCUGGAGAGGAAAUGGCAUCAACGUCCUCAAGAUUGCCCCUGAGUCCGCCAUUAAGUUUAUGGCCUAUGAACAAAUCAAGUGGCUGAUCCGAGGCAGUAAAGAGGGCGGUAGUUUAAGGGUGCAGGAGAGGUUCAUUGCUGGCUCUCUGGCAGGUGCUACUGCCCAGACCAUCAUCUACCCCAUGGAGGUGCUGAAAACUCGUCUUACAUUAAGGAAGACGGGACAAUACUCAGGUAUGGCUGAUUGUGCCAGGCAGAUCCUGAAGACAGAGGGCGUCCGAGCUUUCUACCGGGGCUACUUACCAAAUACCCUGGGCAUCAUCCCCUAUGCUGGAAUCGACUUGGCCGUGUAUGAGACUCUAAAGAACGCCUGGCUCCAGCGGUACUGUGUAAAUUCAGCAGACCCAGGAGUUUUGGUCCUGCUGGGCUGCGGUACCGUCUCCAGCACCUGUGGUCAACUGGCAUCCUAUCCCCUCGCUCUCAUCCGGACACGCAUGCAGGCACAAGCCAUCACUGAGGGUAAACCCAAGCUGACCAUGGUGGGCCAAUUCAAAUACAUCAUAUCUCAUGAAGGUGUACCGGGCCUGUACCGGGGCAUCACCCCCAAUUUCCUGAAAGUCGUUCCUGCAGUCAGCAUCUCCUACGUGGUGUACGAGCACAUGAAGAAGGUCCUCGGAGUGGGUUACUAGGCUUCUUUGACUGCUACUAGACUAUGAAGGACAAACGUACUAAAGCAACACAGAAGUGAAAGGCUUGUGAGAAGAACCACGGGAGAGGUGAGGAUUCUGCUCCUCAAACCUCCGAAGAAAGCAAACCAAGUCUAGGAGUAUGAGCGAAAAGGUCAUUUCACAGAUACUGCACUUUCUGCUGACAUGCUCAGGUUCAAGCUUGUGUAGUUUGUCGGUAGAUUCCUUCUCAUAGCUGAGGAAUAUGGAUAAGAGAAGGAGGCUAAUGUUGGCUUGUCUGUCUGUUGGUUAUAUAGCCAACCAUGUCUUUUAUCUGGGUCAAGACCAAACAGUCUAGCAAUGACAUUGACAUGAAUGAUUUAGAGGGGUUCAGAUUCACUUAUCAGUUUUAGUGCUCAUCAGACUGCACGACGUUGCACAGCACUCUUGUUCAUUUGCGCAAUUGUGAGGUAAACAGUCAAGUUACUUUAUUCACACUACAAAAUCGUGUACAAGCCAUAUGGUCUGUGGCAGAAACAGUGUCGCUGAAGCCUCAAUCUCAGUAGUCAAAAGGUUUAGGCAGGUCGUAAUGCAACAGGGUUGUUUUAUUCUGGGUGUGUAUUGAUCUCUUCAGGCCUGAACUCCACAGUGGAGUUGCGCAACUCUUUCUGUGUCCACAAUGUGACGUUAGAGAGCUAACUAUAUCAUGUUGCUGUAAAUCAUACAGUAUGGAGAAAAACAGCAUGUACAUUUUGUGUAGAUCAUGUUGCCAGGUUAGGGUUUGUUCAUGUUGCGAGUAGGUGGCACUGCGACGAUCAGUUGUUCAUGCAUGGACCUUUACCAACUGGAAGCCAUUUGAGUGAUCUAGCAGAGCACUGCUAUUCGCCAUGCCAUCUUUGUAACAGCAUUCAGUCAAGAGUCACAGUUGUGAUAUCUGUAUCUUUGUGCGCAGGACAAGCCAACAGCAUAUUGCUCCAUCUAGACUAGUGCAAAUUACCCCACGCUCGCUUCAACUGUGGGAAAACAGUAGAAAUGUAUUGUUUAGAGAUGGACAGAAAAAGACUUAAAGCACUUUCAUUAAUCUCUUCCUCUGUUACCUAGUAAGCAGUAAGUUGCUGCUUCUUUCCAGUAAACAUUGUACUACUCUACUCCUCUAUGCCAGCAGCAAACACAUCGUGAAUCCAUUAAAGACAACCGGGUUCACAUUUUCCCCACAUCAAAGGUCUUGUUGGCUUACUUCGGGACUAUACUUUACCCCUCACAUCUCAUUUAUUUCGUCUAUUUUCACCUACGGAAUACUUGUAGAAAUCCCAAUAAGCGUCUCCACUUCUUCAGGAUACUAUUACACCCAUUCAGAUUCAGUUCCACUUGCCUCGACUUCGUCACCACCGACCUCUUCCAUCCUUAAACCUCUUCCCAUGUUUUACAGCCUUCUUCUCUGCUGUCCGUCCCUACUUUUAGACCAUUUCUCUGAAAGCUGUUACCACUACGCAUCCAUUAGCUGCAAUCUGCAGUUGUCGUAAUGUACCGCAUUUCUUCAAAUUUCUUCAGUAUAUUACUUCAAGGAGAUACAAUAAUAAGAAACUGCUGUGAAUGAGCUGCCAGUUGUAAAGGCCUACUCACGACAUAUUUCCUAAAGAGUGCAAUACCCUUUCAAACCAUUACUGAUCAGAACUGGGUCCCUUAUUAAAUAGUUAAAGGGCUCUUAAGGGUAAAGAAUGCAAAUUAUGAUAUGAGAUGUGAUAAGUGGCCUUUAGUGUCAAAGAGGCUAAAAGAAAAUGUGAAUUCCAACUAAGGCGCAUGGUUUUUCUUUUUCUAACCGUCAUAUCAUGAAGCUAGUCGCAAAUUUACUGACGUUCAUCCUCCAGACAAAGUAGUAUUUACCUCAAGUUGCUGACAGAAAAUAACUAUUUAAUAUGUAAGCUGUGAAAAAGCUAAUCAGGGACUGUGCACAAAUUACUAGGAGGUCUUGGGGGUUGGUAAUUUAAUAAAAAAUAUUCUAUUUUAAAGUGCUGGGAUGUUCGUUUUAUAAAAUAAAAUAUAAAGUCAGCCCCCUGCCUAUAUUAGUAAUUUUUGUAUUGUCCCUAUCUUGUGUCGGGAUUGUUUUAAUAACAAUUUUUAGCUUUUUUAACAAGCUUUCUUGCUAACCUUGACUAACUUCAGUUCAUGUUAUGAUGUAGAGAACAGUGAGUUUAGGAUCUGUCCAGAAUCUAUCCACUUAAGCGAGUGAACGCGCAGCUGUAAUAUUAGCCUCGGCUCAAUGUUGACCAACAUGAAACUGGAACCCUGUGUGUUUUGUGAGCCGCACUUAUUGCAUGGAAAGUUGUACGAUUAGCCAUCCUCAAUAACCUGAAAAAGAAAAAAAACUUCUAUUCUUAUAUUUUGUAAACGUGAGGCAUAUUAAACUAUUUUCUAUACCUUUCUUCCUUGCAAUGAAGCUUCGGCCAAAAGACUUUUGCAAGCAAAAGAAUAUAAGAGUGGAAUCUACAAUUUCAUGAGAGUUGGAUGGAUUGUGCAUGAUUCCUAUCAUAUUUAAAUAUAACUUGAAUUUGAACUGUACAAAAAAUCCUUUCUAUUGUAGUUUAUGGGUGCAGUUCUGAAGCAGCUGCAUGUGAAGUGUAAAAGGAGGGGUGUGACACUCCUACAUACAUCUACACGCUGAAUGUCAUUAUUUGCAUAGUGGAAAAAGACAUAUAUCUAUAUUAUUAUGCUUAUGAAUGCCUGUUCCAUUAUUGAGGGUUUUUUUUUUCUUCCUUUGCAAGCGUACUUGAAAUAAUGAGAGCUUGUUGCCACUGGGGCCUUGCGAGCAUGACGUACAAUAUUUUUCAGCAUGGGUGCAUGUUCCUGGGCCGUUUGUGAAAGUGUAAGCAGGCUAGAUUCAGUGUGUGGGAACUGCGAUGCCUUUCCUCUAUAUGAGCUAUUUUCAAAAAAAAAGUUUAAAAAAUAUACAGUAUAUACAGAGCUGUUGUAGUGCGAGUUUGACAACGAGCAAAAAAAAAAGAGCUUUCUAGUUUUGAUAAAUCAUCCGUUUGAUUUGAAUGUGUAUGUGCACUUUACAUGCCUCAACGAUGGAAUUAAAUCUGUGACACUGUACGAAGGAGCGCUGUCCCAUCCAAAAUGGACGUGCUAUGUCUUCAUCCAAGAUUUAUUUGGCCAUAAAGCUGCUCUAAUUAAUUUGUGGCCACUUGGGGCGAGUGCAACAAACUGACAUACUAUUGCUUUCUAGUGAUUAUAGUGAGCAUGUCAGCAAACAGUUAAGUAAUAUAUGAACUAGUCCAGUGUUUUUUGUUUUUUUUUAAUUAUUAUUAUUAUUACUGUUGCUCUGGUUCUGGUCUCCUCCGCCUAUUGAGAAAAAUAUGUCUCUUAAUGUACUGCUAAGGACAUUAUAGACAUAUUCUAUGAUAUUUUAAACCAAUCUUUUAUUGUAAUUUACUGUAAACAUACUACUGUUCAAUUAAGCUGUAAUUCCCAACAUAUUUUGUAGAACAAACUCCCAGAGGCCUGUCAGCUGAGCUCCAGAAACCUUCCAUCAAGACCAUUUGCCAUGUUCCAAACGUGUUUAUUUGAUUUGAUUUUAAACUGAAUGCUACUAAACACUAUUAAAAAUAUUUAAAAGUCA